AACUGUAGCGUUCCAGUUAGCUUAGCAGUUGUUCGACUGUUACCAGAGACGUCUCCUAGCAACCCAACUGAUUAACAGUGCUGCAGCGCUUAACAUUUGUGCUACAGUGUCUCCAGCAAGUCAGUCCACUGUCGGUCAUCUUUGGAACGCUUUUGGGAGGAUAUUUCCAGGCAUGCCAGUGCAGUUCCUAUCUACUUGAAUGGGGGAGCAACGAAAUCUCAAAAACGGAGAAGAGGUGAACAAGACUUCUCCCAUCUCCAUCUGCUUUUCACCAAAUGCACAGCUCAAACAAAGGUUCAGCACACAUUAUUUAGAGAAAUAUGUGUUCCCUGUGCUAAUGCCUGGACUGGAGGCUAUGUUGAUACAAGCUCACAAGCACCAUUGCAUGGAGAUGAAAAAGAAUGCAUUUAAUGCCUGUGACUUCCUGACAGAAUGGCUAUACAAUAAAAACCCUCAACGGACAGAAAAAAUACCUCUGAAUAAGAUUCCUUUUGUCCAAGACUGGCUUCUUACACAUUCCAGGCAACACAUUCCACUUUCUCUGCUCCUCACAUACAAGCAAGCUGCAAUUCUCAUCCAGGCCUUCUGGAGGGGCUAUAAGGUGCGUGUGCGUCCAGAUGUGCAGGAGUUGAGACAGUGGCAGAGAGAACUAAGAGAGGAGAAUGGCGACAUCAACAAAACAGUGAAAGAGUUUUGGGCACGUCAAGAGAACCAAGUUUGGUCAGAGUUGGUUGAGCUUGUUGAUGAAGCAGAGCUGCAUGCGCAGGCAGGAGUGUCCAUCAAAGUUGUUCCCCCCUCACCUCAGAACAGAGUGCAGUCUACACCUGCUCCACAGAGCAUGCUAGAGAGAAAAGGACUGCUCAUGCCAAACCUCCUAGAACCUGAGCUCAAGCUCAACACCACAUCCCAUUUAACCACAUCUACUGUAGACCACACUGAGUGAGGGUGAAAAUUCACUGCUAUGGGUCUGUUUGUUAAUCUUAAUUAAUGCUACAUUAGACCCCCCCUCCAUCAUUUACUAAGACUAGCCUAUCUUCACCCCAUAUCUCAGGUUUUUCUAUAUAUUAUAUUGUUUUUAAAUGUUUAAAAUAGACAAAUGUCCUCUCGUGUGUUAAAAACAGGGUUGUAACCAAAAUAUACAUUGAGGGGUUGUCCCACCCAAUAAUUUAUAUCAUUGUUUCUUUUCUGCUGCAGUCCAUUAUGCACCACUGUCUAAUUGUCAUUAAGUUGUUGCAGGGAUUACAUAAUGGUUUAAAAAAAGUUUAAUUUGUAGUGUGCUCAGUGGUCCAACACUGCUCAUCAAUGUCAUUAGAGAGAGACAAUUACACAUAUUAUGUGCAUAUUAUGAAUUAAUGUGGUUAUCUGCUUAGCUUUAAAUGUUGCCUUUUAGAACAUUCACUUGAAAUUGCCUUAGAAAAUGAGCCAUGAAACUCAAAGCAGAGCGUUGUCAACCUUAGAUUUGAACUAGAAUAUGGUAAGACUUGUGACUCCCAUUGUGUUUUUAUG
Molecule: messenger RNA, 1506 nt
Organism: Xyrauchen texanus (razorback sucker)
Lineage: Eukaryota; Metazoa; Chordata; Actinopteri; Cypriniformes; Catostomidae
Gene: iqck
Product: IQ motif containing K
Exons: 9
Coding region: 200-943 (247 amino acids)
Molecular function (GO): protein binding
Source: RefSeq, a predicted model, not a curated record